This is a messenger RNA of Polyodon spathula (Mississippi paddlefish), 3698 nucleotides long. Its product is annotated as small proline-rich protein 3-like. Bases 1604 to 2545 code for a protein of 313 amino acids. The record is from RefSeq and is a predicted model, not a curated record. NCBI's taxonomy places the organism in Eukaryota, Metazoa, Chordata, Actinopteri, Acipenseriformes, Polyodontidae. The transcript has 3 exons.
UAUAAGAGGUAUUUACUUUUUUUCCACAUUUGAUGUAAGAAAGUUUCAAACUUUUGAUACAAUUGGUAAUUCUGUAUGAUUUAGUUUUGCUACUGCAACAUUGUGAAAACAGCAAAACUUGGUACUGUAUAGAGAGUCUCGACAGUUUCCGACAAGUUUUUCUAACUACCGUGUGUUUAUAUAUAAACAGGAUUUUCCCAUUGCAAAUGCUCUGUCUAAAGGAACAGGGAGUUUGCUUAAAAGAAAACCUUUUUGACCCCGAACGUGAUUCAUUGCUCACCGAUACAAAACUGAUCAUCAUCAAACUCGAAUUCAAAUGGUUUAUUCAGUCUUUUCAAAACUAAGUGUGACAGUUGCAAGAGUAAUCUCGAGCUGCUGCUGCCGCCGCUGCAUUGUUUAACGUGUGCAGGGCAGUGCUGUGUUAAUAACCAUUGUAUUAAAAUUCAUUCCUCUGUACAUAACUUCUGUUAGAGACGCUAUUUUUAUUUAGUUUAUUAAUAUUGGUUUGUCAGUUGGUUUAUUAAUGUUGGUUUGUCAGUUAGUUAACUAUUCUAGUUUAUUAACAUACGCUUGGCUAUUGCUUUUCUCUUGCUUAUUCUGUUCACUUCAUAUGUUGAUGCACGUGCUUCAUGACAUGAGUAAUAAAUGCAUUUGUAUUUGUUGAUCAUGUCGUGAUUGGCUUUGGCAUGUUGUGUGUGGUGGUUCUUAGAGAACAUAAUGUAUACACAAGGGUGCUGAAUUUUUUUUAAAGAAACUUUUUGACCAAGGGACGAAAGGCUAGACAAAUCUACUUGUCCUUCUUAAACUACUUGCCCCCCUCCCCGUCACACAAAACGCACACAAACAAAUAGAAUAUAACUUGUAGGAUUUAGCUUUUAUUUAACAGUGAACACAAUCAACCAAUCAGUGAUUAAAAGUCUUUAGAGUCCCUGCUGUUUUUUUUACUGUUGGAUUUGUGACUACACCUCUUUAACUAUAAAGGUUACAGGUGCAUGUCAUACAUGAAAUGAAUGUGCACACACCAGGCUUUCAUAAACACAGUGAAUAGUGUGAGACUCACCUGUUCAAUACAGAGGACAGUAAACGCAGAAAAUGAGACGCUUUCUAGAAAAAACAAAACAUUAUUGUUUAUACGAUUUCUUAUAGCAUGGCCAGCUCGUAUCUGACAAGGCACAAUGAAACGUCAACAUUUAGGGAACAGGGACAAUGUUUUUAACACAGUGGAUAAUAAAUAAAGGAAUUAUGGCCAUACAUACAAAAGGGACCAAAAACAGCCAAAAAAUGGAUUAAUUGAAAAUGUGCAAAAGAAAAAAAAGACAUAAAAAGCUGCAUUCAAGUUAUUCAUCCCAGGGACUAUGUGGCACAAGAUGGCGCUAUUCACUGUGGCAUGUCCCUAAACAGCUCUGCUUUUGAGCAUCUGAUCCGCAAACACAAAAACAAGAGCCUGAGUAAAAAGAGUUAAAGGGCCAGGGUCUCCGGCAGGAUGUUUAACGUUGGACGGACCGACCCUAUAGAGUUAAUAGCCGUUUUUGUUUCAUGAAAUGAAAGAUAAAAAGUAAAAGUAAUUCCAUCUAAACACACUUGGCAAAAUGUAGCCCUUCUAAUGUAUGUUCAUGGCAAAACCAAAAUAAUAAAGAUUGAAACUACAUCAGCCCUCAUGCACCAAGAGAGUCCCAAAGAAAGAUGUCUCUUCUGGCCCCACACAUGCUUGGGACCACCAGAAGUAAGCCAACAUUCAGUAGCUCUGCUUUGGUCGUGCUCCUCAAAUUCAGAGCCUCAAUAUUCAGUAGCUCUGCUGGGGUCCUGCUCCUCAAAUUCAGAGUCAAUAUUCAAUAGGUCUGCUUGCUCCUCAAAUUCAGAGCCUCAAUAUUCAAUAGCUCUGCUGGGGUCCUGCUCCUCAAAUUCAGAGCCUCAAUAUUCAGUAGCUCUGCUGGGGUCCUGCUCCUCAAAUUCAGAGCCUCAAUAUUCAAUAGCUCUGCUGGGGUCCUGCUCCUCAAAUUCAGAGCCUCAAUAUUCAGUAGCACUGCUGGGGUCCUGCUCCUCAAAUUCAGAGCCUCAAUAUUCAGUAGCUCUGCCUGGGUCCUACUCCUCAAAUUCAGAGCCUCAAUAUUCAGUAGCACUGCCGGGGUCGUACUCCUCAAAUUCAGAGCCUCAAUAUUCAGUAGCUCUGCUGGGGUCGUACUCCUCAAAUUCAGAGCCUCAAUAUUCAGUAGCACUGCUGGGGUCCUACUCCUCAAAUUCAGAGCCUCAAUAUUCAGUAGCACUGCCGGGGUCGUACUCCUCAAAUUCAGAGCCUCAAUAUUCAGUAGCUCUGCUGGGGUCGUACUCCUCAAAUUCAGAGCCUCAAUAUUCAGUAGCACUGCUGGGGUCGUACUCCUCAAAUUCAGAGCCUCAAUAUUCAGUAGCUCUGCUGGGGUCGUACUCCUCAAAUUCAGAGCCUCAAUAUUCAGUAGCACUGCUGGGGUCCUACUCCUCAAAUUCAGGCCUCUCACUCUCAAGAGCAUCAAAUCUUGUAAAACGACGACACCGUUGUUUGCAUCUGUAAAUUUAAAUCUAUAGUGUUUAUCAUAAUAUCUGCGGGAAAUGUGUUAUUUUUCAGAAUUGCACAAAUGUGCUCCAAUUACUUAGACGCAGAGUGUUUUAAAAUGUUAGUAAAAUGACAAUACGUAAACAUGCAGCUUAUUUCAGUGUGAAAUCGAUAAAUCGGAAGUGAACAUUAAUAAUAAUAAUAUUAUAGUGGCGCAUUAGCUUUAUGUUAAACCUCUAACUGCACUGUAAUAACUUUGGCGGGGUUUGUUGGAAUUGCCCACAAUGGUGAAUGUUCCACUGAAGUCACCGCGUACGGUUAACGAGGUCUGGAUGCCUGUUUUUUCGUAAAGAUUCCCUUUUCCCCCUUUACCUAACAUGUGUUUUUGCUCUCAUGUACAGGCUACACCGAAUUGAAUUUAUGCUCCAAACUGAGUGAGAUACACGCGGUCUGUGCUGAGGAUGGGCCUUUUGAGGGUUUGGUGAAAAUAUAUGAAACAUUUCCUGAGUUAUAGUAAUAAAAAUGAUAACAGUCCAGCAUUUCUUAUCUAAAAUUGUCAUAGAUUAAAAAAACAAUGUAUAUACAAUCAACCUUGUUUUACUAUUUUGCUAGAAUUACUGAGUUUGCACUCUUUGUAUUAACAUGUCUAAUAAAAUGUGGUCAAAUGCAGCAGUCAUGUAUGGAACACCAACACUACAAGUGCUGUAGUUUAUAAUAAAAAUAAAAACCGUCUUCUCAAAAAGCAAAGCAAUUCAUUGCAAAAAACGAUGUUAGUGCAGCAGUUAGGGUUGAACUGAUCGCCACAAAAGCAAAAGAAUGUGGCAUUAGUGUUUUUAACCCUAACUCUCCAUUCCCACCCUACACAAGCAGUCAAAGGAACCAGACAACAUAAGCAACUUCGGACUGCCAUCAUCAGAAUUGCAUCUCUAAACAAAGGAACGAGGCAAAAGCACAUUUGAAGUUAUUUUGAGGAACUGGACAAGAGAACUGUGGACUGCCUUGUCUUGGUGAAAGCAAAGUUAGAAAUAUGGAGUCUGUUUACAUUAAACAGGAGGAGGUUGUGGAAUUGGUACCUAUUUGCAUUAAACAGGAGAUGCCUGAACUGGAGCCUGUCUGCAUUAAAGAAGAGACUGAACUGGAGCCUGUCCACAUUAAAUAUGAGACUGAACUG